Messenger RNA from Cyprinus carpio (common carp), 654 nucleotides. It is a transcript of the gene mcph1, whose product is annotated as microcephalin-like. Lineage: Eukaryota; Metazoa; Chordata; Actinopteri; Cypriniformes; Cyprinidae. The record is from RefSeq and is a predicted model, not a curated record. Gene Ontology annotation, biological process: mitotic cell cycle. The transcript has 4 exons. The coding region runs from base 1 to 498 and encodes 165 amino acids.
AUGUGGGAAGCAGGAGAGUCCCAGCUGGUCAGAAAUCUGGGUGGUUUUACAGUGGUGGAUAAUGUGUGUGAAAGCACCACUCAUGUGGUGUCCGGCAGCCCACGACGGACCCUUAAUAUCUUGUUAGGCAUCGCACGGGGCUGCUGGAUCCUCUCCUUUGAAUGGAUCCUGUGGUGUUUGGAGCACAGGCAGUGGGUUCCUGAAGAGCCUUAUGAGCUGUCUGAUCAUUUCCCUGCUGCACCUAUAUGCCGUCUGCAGCAGCAUCUCUCUGCUGGGGAACAUCAGCAGGAUCUGUUCCAGCAACAGCGGCCCAUGUUUGUGUCCCCAAACUCCCAGCCCCCCUGCAACAGCCUGACAGAACUCAUUCAGCUUUGUGGAGGAACUGUAUGCCGGAGUGUCCGACAGGCUGGAAUCUUUAUUGGACAGUAUAAUGGCAAAAAAACAGAGGGGAGCUGCAGUCUUUCUGAACAGUGGAUUUUAGGUAAGAUGGCAAAUUGAUGAUGAUAAUGAGCAAGAAGUGUUGUAGUAUAUUCAUAACGUACCAUAAACAAAAUCUGUGUGUGCAACAGCACAUUGUGAAGAGCUAUUAUAAAAUGAUAGGCUUUGUUCAGAAUUUAUUAUUAGCACACUGCUGUCGUACUGCAUUGUAUAUAC